AUGCAGUGUCUAGCAGCUGUUAUCCGGGACGACGGAAACAUGAGUGGAGGAGCGGAGCAAGCGGAUAUCCUGCCGGUCAGCUACGUGGUAAAGGAUCGCUGGAAGGUGCUGAAAAAAAUUGGAGGUGGAGGAUUUGGGGAGAUCUACGAGGCGAUGGAUUUGCUGACUCGGGAAAACGUCGCUUUAAAAGUAGAAUCAGCACAACAACCAAAACAAGUUCUAAAGAUGGAGGUGGCCGUGUUAAAGAAGUUGCAAGGGAAGGAUCACGUCUGCCGGUUCAUCGGCUGUGGAAGAAAUGAGAAGUUUAACUAUGUGGUGAUGCAGCUACAGGGUCGGAAUCUGGCAGACCUGCGCAGAAGUCAACCUCGCGGCACUUUCACCAUGAGCACCACGCUGCGCCUUGGCAAGCAGAUCCUGGAGUCAAUAGAUUCCAUCCAUUCUGUGGGCUUCCUGCAUCGCGACAUUAAACCGUCGAACUUUGCCAUGGGGCGACUUCCAUCCACCUACAGAAAGUGUUACAUGUUGGACUUUGGCCUGGCGCGGCAGUAUACCAACACCACAGGCGAGGUGCGGCCGCCCCGCAAUGUCGCUGGAUUCAGAGGAACAGUCCGCUAUGCGUCUGUCAAUGCACACAAGAACAGGGAGAUGGGCAGACACGACGACUUGUGGUCCCUGUUUUAUAUGUUGGUGGAAUUUGCAGUUGGUCAGCUGCCAUGGAGAAAGAUCAAAGACAAGGAACAAGUAGGGAUGAUUAAGGAGAAAUAUGACCAUCGAAUGCUGCUGAAAAAACACAUGCCUUCCGAGUUCCACCUCUUCCUGGAGCACAUAUCUUCUCUGGACUACUUCACCAAGCCCGAUUAUCAGAUGAUUAUGUCUGUGUUUGAGAACAGUAUGAAAGAGAGAGGAAUCACAGAGAAUGAGGCCUUUGACUGGGAGAAGGGUGGAACAGACAUCCUACUGUCUACCAGCACCUCCACCCCACCGCAGCAGAACACCCGGCAGACAGCUGCCAUGUUUGGGGUGGUGAAUGUGACUCCAGUGCCAGGGGAUUUGUUGAGGAGAGAACACCGAAGAUGUCCUACAAGGGGAGCACCUGAGCGACCAGGAGAAUGCCCCUCCCAUCCUUCCCGGCCGGCCGGCAGACCUCACCGGACAGGUCCCCAACACGGGCUUCAAUGACACCGAGGUCUGGGAGGAGACAGAUGUGAAUCGGAAUAAGCUAAGAAUCAGUAUCAGUAAGACACAGUGCCUGAUGGAAGACGAUCACAGCCGGCAUGGGUGUCCCAGCUCACCCGUCCGGGCUCCUCCCGAGUCCCCCACUACACAGGCACGCUCUCUUCAUUACCGGCGCGUCAACAGUCCUGAGUCCGAACGGCUAUCUACAGCAGAAAGAGCUGAUCUUCCAGAGAGGAGAUCCCGCAUGGACCUCCCUGCUUCUCCAUCUCGCCAGGCGUGCUCAUCGCAGCCUGCUCAAAUGUUGUCCAUUGACACGGGUCAGGUUGACCGGCAAGCUAGUGGCCGCAUGGAAGUCUCGGCAUCGGUAGAACAUGAAGCCCUUAGUAAUGCCUUUCGCUCGGUCCCACUUGCUGAGGAGGAGGACUUUGACAGUAAGGAAUGGGUCAUCAUAGACAAAGAGACUGAGUUGAAGGACUUCCAUCCAGGAGCAGAACCAACCACCUCGGGGACAACAGAUGAAGAGCCUGAGGAGCUCCGGCCUUUGGAUGAUAGGGGGAGGAGAGGAGAAAGACUGUGGGCGGAGAUGGUGCAGUGAGGCCUAAAGUGCAUGAAGCUCGGCCUCGAACCAUGCAGACUGUAGCGGAGGAAGAGCCCUCCUCCCCACAUGAAGGUUCUGAAGGCAGAGGGGAUGUUCCACCUGCAAGUCCAUCACACUCCCAUUCGGCAUCACGACAACGGAGGAGGGAGUCUGACCCCAGCGGACCUCAGAGACAGCUGGAGGAGGACAGGCUUUCCCAGCACCCCCUGCCGAGGUACAGCCCCCUCCGUUAGACUGGCGUCUUCCGUCUUCUCAUCCUCAACUCUGGAGACAGAACAUUAUCCACAUCCUACAGGCACCUUCAUCCAGCGCAGCCGCUCCGCGGAGAGCAGUCCCGUACGCCUGCCUCACCGUCGCCAUCCACCAUUGCCAGCUGGCAACCACAGACUGGUGCCCUCUGUGCUGCGCAUCUCCCGCUCCCAGCUCCAACAGGUGUGGGCACGCUUCACACACAAAACAUAG
Messenger RNA from Staurois parvus, 2236 nucleotides. The record is from the annotation of a GenBank genome assembly. Lineage: Eukaryota; Metazoa; Chordata; Amphibia; Anura; Ranidae.